Phragmites australis (common reed) is the source of this 1014-nucleotide messenger RNA. Its product is annotated as CASP-like protein 2C1. The record is from RefSeq and is a predicted model, not a curated record. NCBI's taxonomy places the organism in Eukaryota, Viridiplantae, Streptophyta, Magnoliopsida, Poales, Poaceae. The transcript has 3 exons. Bases 255 to 803 code for a protein of 182 amino acids.
CUCGAGCGACGUCGAGCACCAGCUAGCUAGCGACCCCGCCGACCCGCGCGCGCCUAUAAGAGUCGUCUCGGCCGCCCACGUUAAGAAACGAGGCUUCACGAGCCGAGCAAGAACCACGAGGCCGGCGCUCGACCGGCAGCUCGCGCGCGCGGCCCCGACCGAUCAGCGCGAGCGUUAAGUAACGUCGGCGGCCGAUCCGGCCGGGCACGCGCAAGUACGCGCUCGAUCGCACGGGAUCACACAGCUAGCCAUCGAUGGCGGCGGCGAGGUCGGAGGCGAAGGCGGAGGGCCUCCUCCGGGCCGCGUGCGCGGCGCUGGCCGCGGCGGCCGCGAUGCUGUUGGGGCUGAGCACGCAGACGGAGACGGUGCUGCUCGUCCGGAAGAAGGCCACCGUCAAGGACGUGCAGGCCCUUUGGGUGUUGGCGAUGACGGCCGUCGCGGCGGCGGGGUACCACCUGCUGCAACUGCUCAAGUGCUUCUACCUCGGCCGCUUCGCCGUGAGCCCCUACCGGAACAGCAGGGCCUUGGCCUGGACAUGCCUGCUGCUCGACAAGGCGUGCGCGUACACGACGUUCGCGACGACGGUGGCGGCGACGCAGGCGUGCAUGAUCGCGCUGGAGGGCGCGCACGCGGUGCAGUGGAUCAAGCUCUGCAACAUCUACACCCGCUUCUGCGAGCAGAUCGGCGGCAGCCUCGCGCUGGGGAUGCUCGCCGCCGCCGGCACCACCGUCCUCUCCGCCGUCUCCGCGCGCAACCUCUUCCGCCUCUACCCGUCGGCGACGCGGCCCUACGCCGCGCACUAGCUAGGCCCACCAUACUUACUGGGCCGUGGAGAAAUAUCAGGCCCAUAUCCAGGCCUAAGCGAAGGGUAGCUUUGGGUUGUGAAGAUGCAGAUACAACAUAUCUACUCCCGGGUGUUUUUUUUUCCUUCCGCUUUUCAUGCAUUUGUCGCCUAGUAAGACAUGAAUAUGUACUCCAGUGUAUCUGUAUGUAUUUGUAGUGUAUGUUGUUUCA